Cavia porcellus (domestic guinea pig) is the source of this 948-nucleotide messenger RNA. Its product is annotated as olfactory receptor 8H1-like. The coding region runs from base 1 to 948 and encodes 315 amino acids. Gene Ontology annotation, cellular component: membrane. The record is from RefSeq and is a predicted model, not a curated record. The transcript has a single exon. Lineage: Eukaryota; Metazoa; Chordata; Mammalia; Rodentia; Caviidae. Gene Ontology annotation, biological process: sensory perception of smell; G protein-coupled receptor signaling pathway. Gene Ontology annotation, molecular function: G protein-coupled receptor activity; olfactory receptor activity; odorant binding.
AUGAUGAGGUGGAACUCCACUAGUGUGCCUGACUUCGUCCUCCUGGGGCUGACAGAUUCUGAAGAGACACAGCUGGUCCUUUUCCUGCUUUUCCUCAUGAUCUACCUGGUCACUGUGCUGGGGAAUGGAGGGAUGAUACUGACCAUUCGCCUGGAUCCCCAGAUGCACACCCCCAUGUACUUUUUUCUCACUCAUCUGUCAUUUCUCGACCUCAGCUACUCAAGUGUCAUCACCCCUAAAACCUUACAGAACUUACUGACUUCCUCCAAGAGCAUCUCAUUCCUGGGCUGCUUCACACAGAUGUACUAUUUUGUUCUCUUUGGUGGCACUGAAUGCUUUCUCCUGUCCUCCAUGGCCUAUGACCGCUAUGUGGCUAUCUGCAGCCCUCUGUACUAUCCAGUCAUUAUGUCUACAAGACUCUGCUACGCCCUGCUUGCUGGCUCUUAUACAUUUGGCUUUGUGGAUUCCACUGUGAAUGCAGUUUGCAUGAGCAGACUGCAUUUUUGCAACUAUAAUGUCAUCCAUCACUUCUUCUGUGAUACAUCUCCUGUCUUAGCCCUUUCUUGCAAUGAUAUACAUGACCUUGAAAUAACAAUAUUCAUUUUUGGUGGUUCCACACUAGUUCUGUCUCUCAUCUCUGUGUGUGGAUCCUAUGUGUUCAUUCUCUCCACUAUCCUCAAAAUUAAUUCCUCUGCAGGAAAACAAAAAGCCUUCUCUACCUGUGCCUCUCAUCUCCUGGGAGUCACCAUCUUUUACAGCACUAUGAUAUUUACUCAUUUAAAACCGAAGGAGUCCUACUCUUUGGGAAAGGAUCAGGUUGCUUCUGUGUUUUACACUAUUGUGAUCCCCAUGCUGAAUCCACUCAUCUACAGUCUCAGAAAUAAGGAGGUGAAAAAUGCUGUUCUUAGAGUCCUGCAGAGGAGACAGAGCUCCAGAAAACUAAUAUAA